Anolis carolinensis (green anole) is the source of this 5335-nucleotide messenger RNA. Its product is annotated as chromosome-associated kinesin KIF4. The record is from RefSeq and is a predicted model, not a curated record. The coding region runs from base 175 to 3810 and encodes 1211 amino acids. The transcript is spliced from 31 exons. Gene Ontology annotation, molecular function: ATP binding; microtubule motor activity; microtubule binding. Lineage: Eukaryota; Metazoa; Chordata; Lepidosauria; Squamata; Anolidae. Gene Ontology annotation, cellular component: microtubule associated complex. Gene Ontology annotation, biological process: microtubule-based movement; spindle elongation; mitotic spindle organization.
GGCGCGUUGCUUUUAAAUAUUGGGCGUUUUCACAGUGCGAGACGCCUGGAGGAGGAGAAGGAGAGGAGGCCGCGCGCCAUUGAUGGGCGAAUAACGUUUUUAGGCCUCCCUUCCCCAUCCUGCCGUUGUGAAAUUUUAUUUUUCACUCUUCUGGGAGGAAGCUAGCCAGAUAAAAUGUCGAAGGACGAGGACAAAGGGAUCCCUGUGAAGGUGGCCCUGAGGUGUCGCCCACUUGUUCCUAAAGAGAUUGCGGAGGGGUGCCACGUGUGCUUGUCUUUUGUCCCUGGAGAACAGCAGGUAAUCCUAGGGAAGGACAAACCUUUCACAUAUGAUUAUGUUUUUGACCCUUCUACUGAGCAAGAGGAAGUUUUUAACACUUGCAUCGUUCCCCUCAUAAAGGGAAUUUUUAAAGGAUACAAUGCCACUGUUUUGGCCUAUGGACAGACGGGGUCUGGGAAAACAUAUUCCAUGGGAGGAGCCUACAUAGCCAACCAAGAGAACGAUCCCAUCGUUGGAGUCAUCCCCCGAGUGAUAAAAUUUCUCUUCCAAAAAAUACAAGAGAAAACGGACUGGCACUUUUCCUUGAAAGUCUCUUAUUUAGAGAUCUACAAUGAAGACAUCUUGGAUCUCUUGUCGCCAGCCAAAGAUAGGACAUCUCAAAUCAGCAUCCGCGAAGAUCCCAAAGAAGGCAUAAAGAUCGUGGGACUGACAGCACAUGAGGUGACUAAUGCCCAAGAGACAGUCUCCUGCCUGGAGCAAGGAAAUAACUCCCGAACGGUUGCUGCCACAGCUAUGAACACCCAGUCGUCACGCUCUCAUGCCAUCUUCACCAUAAGCAUUGAGCAGAAAAGCAAGAGUGACAUGAACACCAGCUUUCACUGCAAACUGCAUCUGGUAGACCUGGCAGGUUCUGAAAGGCAGAAGAAGACCAAAGCAGAAGGGGAUCGACUCCGGGAAGGUAUCAAUAUUAAUAAAGGGCUUCUCUGCCUGGGGAAUGUCAUCAGUGCUCUUGGGGAUGAAACCAAGAAGGGCAGUUUUGUCCCUUAUAGGGAUUCCAAGCUAACCCGUCUGUUGCAAGAUUCCUUGGGAGGCAAUAGCCACACUUUGAUGAUUGCCUGCGUGAGUCCAGCUGAUUCUAAUCUGGAGGAGACGUUGAAUACCCUUCGCUAUGCUGACAGGGCCAGAAAAAUAAAGAACAAGCCAAUAGUGAAUAUUGACCCACAGGCUGAAGAGAUCAACCGGUUAAGAACGCAGGUUCAAGAGUUGCAGGUUUUAUUGCUACAGGCCCACGGAGGGACACUCCCAGUAUCUAUUGGGGAGCCCUCAGAAAACUUGCAGUCUCUGAUGGAGAAGAACCACUCCCUUACAGAGGAGAAUGCAAAACUCAGCCGCAGCCUGAGCGAAGCAGCAAGUCAGAUUGCUCAGGUGUUGGAGAGUUACAUUGCGGCGGAGCAGCAGAAUGAAAAGAUCAACGCCAAACUUGAGGAGCUUCAGCAGCAUCCUGUGACAAAACUCAACCUGCAGAAGUUACUUGAGACUCUGGAGGACCAAGAACUAAAACAGCAGGUGGAAUUAUUUUGUCAGCUGCAGGAACUGAUUACUCGCUUGCCGAAUGAAAAUGCUAAUGGUGAUGCUGACAUGGAUACAUCUGACCAGGAUUCUAGUGCUGUUUCAGAAGCUGAUCUGGAAGCCCAACGAUCCUCUGAUGAGUAUGCGACCCAGCAUGCCCUUCACCAGGCUCAGAUGUCGAAAGAGCUGCUGGAGCUCAAUAAAGCCCUGGCUCUGAAGGAGGCCUUGGCGAGGAAGAUCUCUCAGAAUGACAGCCAGCUGGAGCCCAUACAGAGCCAAUACCAGAGCAACAUUAAGAAUUUGGAAGAAGAAGUUUCCAAACUGCAGAAGGAGAAAGAAGAGCUGAUCAUGGCACUUCACGUGUCCAAAAAGGAUGCCAACCAAGCAAAGCUGAGCGAGCAGCGUCGAAGGCGACUUCAGGACCUGGAAGGAGAAAUGACAGAUCUGAAGAAGAAACUGAAAGACCAGUCAAAGCUCCUGAAGAUGAAAGAAUCCAGUGAGCAGACAGUGCGCAAACUAAACCAAGAGAUCCGGACAAUGAAAGUCCAGCGUGUUCAGCUCAUCCGGCAGAUGAAAGAAGAUGGUGAAAAAUUCAGACAGUGGAAGCAGCAGAAGGAUAGGGAAGUUAUCCAGCUGAAGGAGCGGGAUCGUAAGCGGCAGUAUGAAUUGGUCAAAAUGGAGCAGGACUUCCAGAAGCAAGCCAGUGUUCUCAGGCGGAAGGCAGAAGAGGCAGCCACUGCUAACAAACGCUUGAAGAUUGCUCUGCAGAAACAGCAAGAAGCUGCCAGCAAACGGAAAGAGACCUCGAACCGCGGAGUCGAGGGACUUGCUGCCCGUGUGAAGAACGAUCUUGCGAAUGAAAUUGAGGUCCUUGUUAGUAUUGAAGAAGCUCAGCGCCACCUCAACGACCUUCUAGAAGACCGUAAAAAUUUGGCCAAGGAAAUCACAUCACUUAAAGAAAAGCAGGAGGCAGGGGAGAACCUUCCCGCAAAAAACAAGAGGCGCACCUUCUCGCGCAAUGAUGCAGAUAUGAACUAUUCCCUCGCCAACCAAAUUCAGAGCCUGGAAACAGAGAUGGAGCUCAGGAGUGCCCAAAUUGCUGAUCUCCAACAGAAACUGCUGGAUGCCGACGCAGGAGACCGCACCAAGCAUCGCUGGGGGAGCAUCCACACCCUCCCAGAAGCCAAUUGUGCGAUCAAGUACCUGAUUGGCGAGCUUACCUCCUCCAAAGUAGAGUAUAGCAAACUGGAGAACCGCCUCCAGCAGAGCAAAACCUCAUGCGCCAACCUGCACAAAAUGCUGGCAGAGAAACAGAAAGUAGCCACCGAAAUGGAAGCAGAGUACGAAAGCCAGCUAGUCAAGAUGGAGCAGGAGCACCAAGAGAAGGUGCUGUACCUGCUCAGCCAGAUCAACCAUAAAGAAGAAACAGAGAAACGGCUGGAGAUUUCCAUUUCAGAACCAGAGAAGCAGCUCCUCAAACAGCUCCAAUUCCAGAAUCAAGAACUGUCAAGGAUGAGAGAAGUCUUUGAGAAGAACCAAGCGCUCUCUGAAGAGCUUGAUGUUGCCAAACAGAAACUGCUGCUGCUUCAAGUGGCCAGUGGGCAGAAGAUCCGGAGCAUGCAUCCCGCUCUGGCAGAUGAACCGGACUCCCCCUUCGACUUCAUCCCACCCAAGCCCAAGCCCCGCAGGCGAACUACCGCAAGGUCUACAUUUGCGAUGCCAGAGGAAGACUCAACAUCCAAUUCGGAGGAUUUGGGAGGAGACACUGAAGAUGAUGAGUGGGUCCCAGCCAAACUUGCCAAGAAGACUGCUUUGGGGUGCUGCUGCAAAGGCCGUUGCAGAAACAGGAAGUGUGGCUGCCGGAAGCAAAAAGUGACCUGUUCUGAGGACUGUCGCUGUGAGGCCGAGGAGUGCCGGAACCGAGACAACUUUAUCUUGGAGGGGACACUCAUGGAGGGGCCAACAGGAGAUGCCAAGGACCUGGAAGACCCCACGCUGGUGGCAGCAGGGGACACUUUCUUUGCGCCCCCAGAGGUCACUCCCAACAGGAAGGCAUUGGAAGAAACUCCUGAGGAAGAGCCCAAAGAGUCGGAGGCAAAUGGCACCUCCGUCUUCCACUACCCAAGUGACUUAAACGCUGGUGGGAAUCCAGUGCCGUUGGUAAAGAGGAAGCGGACGCGGGCUCUGAGCAGCACCAGCCGGUGGUUCUCCGGCUGCACCCCGAUCAAGGAGGACUUCUGAGCCGAAGGAAGAGAGGACCCUUCAUCCUAGAAUUGGCUCGAUCCUGUACUCAAGGCAGGACCAGUCUUUUGUUAGUUUUAUAGCAUGUACAUUUUUUUCUUGAGUCAAUAGAAUUUACAGCAGGUGAAAUACACGUUUUUACUUUUUUGGUUGUUUUUCACGAACAUACAUUCCAGCAGGCUGAGUUUAUGGAAAGAAUAAGAUGAAAUUUUCCUAGAAACGGCCUUAGAAUAUGUAAUGUGAUCUAGAACUAGUCCUUUUCUGAAAAACUGAAUGAUCGAAUGUGACUUUGUACUUCUUUUCCUGUAAACAUUAUGGAGGCAAAGUUUCUCUUGGGCCUUUACAUGCAGUACUUUUUUUCAAGUACUGUAUGCAAAGGGAUGGGAGGAAAUGGUACAUUUGAGUCAGGAAUCCUGCUCAAGACUUUUUGGAGCUUGAGUCUUUGCCAAUAUUGGUCUACAGCAUUUCUGUUGCACCUUUUGGCAUACUGGUUGCCAAGGGGUUAUGGAAUAUCAUCUGGCUUUACUUAUGCCUUAGAUUAUUUGAACCAAAUUGUCGCUGUCAUUUGUUAACACUUUACCAAUACACUGGAUGCUGUUGUCAGGCACUGUAACAAAAUUGCCACCUGUCUGCUUUCUCCCACGAAUGGAAUCUCAGGUUUAAUGUUUUUUAAUAGUUUCCCUUUCCAAACACAUGGCAAGAUAUGUUAACCUCUUGGUAUCAAAAAUCGGAGCCAUGUAACAUUAAUUCCAUAGUUCCAUCUUCCUCCAAGGUAGUUUAGGUGAGGAAGCACCAGCUGGCCUUGGCUCAGAGGGGGAAACAAACAAGAAUGCACUUAUUCCUCAAACCAAAGAGUAAUUGCAUCUCCCUGUACCCCACUUUGCCCCAACUCCACUGGUAAACAGCAUCAGCCUAAAUCUCAAAGGCUUGAUACUGAACCGGUGCAAAGGAUAAAAAAAGAACACUCAUCACAUACACAAGCCACACUUACAUCUGCAUCCUGCCCAGAUCUUGGGCCGCUUUAAAAACCAUCUUUUUAUUUGGAUUCAAGGUACCAUAUGACUCUUUUUGCUUUCAAAUAUACACUGAACUCCAAACUCUUGGUAUGAACCAAUACAGCUUCAUAACUUUGCUUCCUUUGAUUUGUACAUAGUAGGGUUGCAAUGUAGUUGUAAUGCAUAACAUAACUCUUUAAAUGAUUCUGUCAUUCUACUGUUUGUUAAAUUUUCCUAUUUAUGUAGACAGCCCUGUCUGGUUUCAGUUUCUAAAGGGUUUGUCCCACUUCCUCCUAUGGCUGACACCAUUUCUCAAGUUCUUAGUCAUGCAGCACCUCAGCGAUGGAAAAACCCUCCUUAAUUCAGUGUUCUACUCUGAAAAAGAUACUUUCAUGUGCAGUGUCGGAUAUUAUUGUAAUAAAAUUGUUUUUCUUAAGGCAUCAGUCUAAACAGAUGUCAACCUUUGAUUGUUUUUUUGUAAUUAAUAGCUAAUUUCUGAUAUGCAAAUAAACUAAUGUUUUGGUAGCAAA